This is a messenger RNA of Thelazia callipaeda (thelaziosis nematode), 357 nucleotides long. NCBI's taxonomy places the organism in Eukaryota, Metazoa, Nematoda, Chromadorea, Rhabditida, Thelaziidae. The record is from the annotation of a GenBank genome assembly.
AUGAGGCAGUUAAAAGCGUUAGAAUACGCUAAGCCUCUUUCUGAUUGCAGACACACAAGAGCUGCGGACGGAAUUUUGCAAGCAGCUCUUCCUAUCUUUGGUAAAUCUGUACAAUAUUGUACGGAUGAGCGAUGCCUUAACCAGCAUCUGCUUUUGUCAAAAGUGCCAUCAUUACGUAACAGUGGCGAUCGGUCAACUUAUGAGCAAUUAAUUGCUGCAGUGGACAUGUGUUGUGGGAAACGUGCCCUGCAACUAUUGGAUUUGUCAAAGGCACAAUAUGUUAGGAGUGGCGCAAGUCGUCUAGUAUGGCUGUUAACAGAUUGUACUCAAAAAACUUCCAAACGAGGUCAGGGGUGA